Messenger RNA from Panonychus citri (citrus red mite), 1993 nucleotides. Its product is annotated as neuropeptide Y receptor type 1-like. The transcript is spliced from 2 exons. Gene Ontology annotation, cellular component: membrane. Gene Ontology annotation, molecular function: G protein-coupled receptor activity. The coding region runs from base 528 to 1694 and encodes 388 amino acids. Lineage: Eukaryota; Metazoa; Arthropoda; Arachnida; Trombidiformes; Tetranychidae. Gene Ontology annotation, biological process: G protein-coupled receptor signaling pathway. The record is from RefSeq and is a predicted model, not a curated record.
AUAAAUUGUGGAUGAGCAGGAGAGAUAAAUGAAGUUGUGAGUUUCUAUAAUUGAAAAAGUUUCAAAGGAGAAACAUUUUGAGUUGAGCAGAAAUUUAGUUGAUUGUCAUCAUUGAUUAUCGUCAAAUGAAAAUAUCAACAAAAUUUUCUUCUCAUUAAUUAGUAAGAUUUUAUUUCGUCUGAAUCUAAUUUUCUACAUUAAAAUUGAAAGUUGAUCAUCAUCAUCAUCAUGGAUUAUCAAUCAGAUGACAAGUUACUCUUUACCUGAGUCUACAACAUAUAUCACCAAUAUCAUUGGAAAUCCAAGUUUCAUUGAACAUCAUUACACCAAAUCAAAAAGUUCAAUGUAAAUUAUAUUUCAAAAUUGUAAUUCUGUACCUGAAUUCAUCUCUAUUAGGAUUCUGUUAACAUACUCCCUGGUUAUCAACCAACUCAGGAUAAUCUUCAAUAGGUAUUCUAUUAAAUUGGUUAAUAUUUAAUUUGUUCAACUUGAUCGUUUCCAGUUCCCAGACAAGGACAAGUUUCCCAAUGGAUUUACAGGUAAAUCCAUCGUUGAUCUAUCCAAAGAUAUUUGAUAACAAGACAAGUGCGUUGAAAAGUGCCGACGUUCGUGAGGAUAGUUUAUUGGCUCGAUUUGUCGAUCAAAAUGAAACAACUCGAUUGAUGUUGAUUAAUUACCUUUCAUCGAACCAAAAAUUGGACCCAUUACUCGAGAAAACGUUAACCUUCAUAUGGAUAUUUUUCAUCACCACAGGCCUCAUUUCGAAUUCAAUAUUAAUCAUUGUGAUAAUGUUUUCACGAAAUUUACAGUCACCCAACACUUUACUUUUAUGUAAUCUAUUCAUUGCCGAUGUAACUUACAGUCUAUUGUCAAUGCCCUUUACAUUGGCCACCAUAUUGCACCGUUCGUGGCCCUUGGGGACAGUUUUGUGUAAAGCAGUUCCAUUCAUUCAGACCAAUACCGCCUUCGUAACAGCAGGGACUGUCACCGCUAUUGCGAUCGACCGACAGUAUCGAAUAAUGUGUAACUCUUAUCGUGUCCAUCGAAUCAGCUUUUUCCACCCUUCAUAUGGACUUCGAAUGUCAAUAUCGAUUUGGUUAUUUUCGAUGGCACUUUCCUCACCUUUGCUCUAUUUCCAACGACUUGAAACAGUUCUCCAGGUAGCUGAUUUCUCUUUGGAUAUUUGCCAUGAGAUCUCAUUCCAUCCUAAACUCAGAUUAAUCUAUCACUCUAUUGUCUAUGGAUUUUUCAUCUUUGUCCCAACACUGACUCUCGGUAUUUCAUAUAUUCGGAUAAGAUCAUAUCUUAAUUAUAAUGGCAUUGAAAAACGACGUCAGACUUAUUUGUUAUCAAGUUCAGGGAUGAAUGAGAAUCAAGUUUCAAUCCUAAUACGUAAAUUUGACUUUCUCCAGAAGGAGAUUACAUGUAAUACCAAAGUCACCAUAAUACUUUUCAUGGGAAUUCUCAUCUAUGUUAUCUCUUGGCUUCCCCUCUGUCUGUUCAACUUUUACAUGGAUUUUUUUCAUUCCUCACUAACAGCGAGUGAUAUUACACUUCAAACGAUAAUAUUUCAUGUAAUCGCCACCACUUCAGCCACAACAAAUGCCUUCAUCUAUGGAUAUCUAAAUACAAACAUACAGAAAGAGUUGUCGAGGUGGUUUGAUAAACUAAUGGCUCGUAAGUGUUUCUACUGAUCAACAAUUACACUUAACUGAUUAUCUAAAGUAAAUCUUUGAACAAAAGUCUUAUUUAAGUUAAUCACUUUCUGUUAAACAGCAAAAUUACCACUUAAUUAGUUUGAUAAUUGAUUCAUACUUAUCGAACCAAAUAAUUAAUUGUGAUUAAGGAUAACAAUCAUCAUCAUAUGAGUUAUUACACAACUUUAAUUACAUAAGCUGUUGCUUUCUGUUUAUUUUUGUUCACCUUAAUUGUUGGAAAAACAUUGAAAGUUAAUUACUUCUUAACCAAUUCUUAAUAAAUUGUAAAUCUAAUA